Messenger RNA from Oryza sativa Japonica Group (Japanese rice), 3894 nucleotides. Its product is annotated as protein FAR1-RELATED SEQUENCE 5. NCBI's taxonomy places the organism in Eukaryota, Viridiplantae, Streptophyta, Magnoliopsida, Poales, Poaceae. The record is from RefSeq and is a predicted model, not a curated record. Gene Ontology annotation, molecular function: zinc ion binding.
GCCCACCAAAAAAAAUAGCGAAAAGAUAGAGAGAAACAAAAAGAAAUACGAAAAAAGAAAAAAAAAAGAGAGAAAAAACUCCUGCAUCUGCCGCCGAGAGGAGGGAGUCACGCGCCAACCUCGGGCGCCGCCGCGCGGAGGCUCCCUCCGGCCUCGUUCCCCAUCCCUCUCCUCCCUCCGUCCCCCUCCCUCUCCUCUCUCCCAGCUUCCCUCCCUCCCUCUCCUUCCCUACCAGCCUCCCUCCUUUCCUCCAUCUCUCCCAAUAACUCUCAUACCUUCCAGUGCGCCGGGCCGUCGUGGGGAACCCCGGCGAAGCAUCCCUCUCAGCUCGUCCUUUCGGCGCCGCCCACGAAUCCCUUCCUUUUCCUUGAGGCGGGUGCAAAAGAAGAUGGCAUCAACAUCUACUUAUUCGGGUGUGCACCUCAGAGGUGACAUACCGCCCCCUUCGCCGCCAGCAAUUGAUGAUGUGCUUGAUGUCUUACCAAUAGCAGUGAGCCCCCCACCACCAUCACUGCAUCAAACUUUCAUAGAUCCCUUACUGCACAGAACAGUUAUCACCCCACCUCCCCCUAUCAAUCCAGAGGCAUGCAUCACCCCUGACAGUAACCUUACAUUCACACAUGGCCAAGAUAUUCCUGAAGAUGUUGUCCCUUUGAUUGGCACGAUGUUUGAAUCAGAAGAUGCUGCUUACAGCUUUUACAAUAGAUAUGCACGGUAUGCAGGUUUUGGGAUUAAGAAAGGCAAGUUUGACAAUGCCCGUCGUGCACGCUUUCUGCAUUGCACGCGCCAAGGCAAUCACACUUACAAAGGCGAGGAGGUAAAUAGGGUAAGAAACUAGACAACAAAACGAGUUGGGUGCAAAGCAUUGAUAAGGGUGAAGCAAGAUGGUGACAUUUGGGAAAUCACAAGAGCACAACUGGAUCACACCCAUCAUCUGUAUGUCUCCCCAUCAAUGGCGGUUUUCCAACAGUCCCACAAAAAUUAUGAUCCAUCAAUCAUGCAAUUUGUUAGACAACUUCAGGAAUGCCACGUAUCUCACGGUGCAAUAAUGUCCUUACUAUCAAAAAUGCAUGGUGGCCCCCAGAACAUUCCUUUCACUAACAAGGACCUUGCGAAUAGGUAUUUGGGCCUUCUGUCUUAUUUGAUAAAUCUGCACUAUUCGACUAUUUUCAUUGCUGCUGUAUUUUACUACCCAAAUGCAUGUUACUGCUGCUAUACUUGUUUGUUUUUAGCAUUGUUGAUGUGCAUUACUUCCACGGGGUAGCAAUGUUGUUACUGGAUUUUAGUUAACAUGUUACUGCUAAUACAUAGUUGCUUCCUUUUACUGCUGUGUUGUGAGUUACUGGUUAGUAUACAUCUUGUUACUGGAUUUUAGUUUACAUGUAACUGCUAAAACAUGGUUGCUUCCUUUUACUGCCGUGUUGUGAGUUACUGGUUAGUAUACAUCAUGUUACUGAAUUUUAGUUAGCGUGUUACUGCAAGAAGGCUGAGAACAAGGUGGAGGAGAACUCAGAUGAUGUAAACAAGCUGCUAAUGUUUUUCAAAGAAAUGAAAGUCAAGAACAACAACUUCUAUUUUGAUAUCCAAGCUGAUGAGAAAGAUGCUAUCCAGAACAUAUUUUGGUGCAAUGCAAGUAGUAGGGCAGCCUACCACCAUUUUGGUGAUUGCAUCACAUUUGACACAACAUACCGAACGAACAUGUUUAACAUGCCAUUGGCGGUGUUCGUUGGAUGCAAUCACCACAUGCAAAGUGUGAUUCUGAGUGUUGCUCUCCUUAGGGAUGAAAGAGCUGAAUCAUUUGAGUGGUUGUUUAAAACUUUUCUGAAGUGCAUGGGGGGCAAAGCUCCCAUGUGUAUUCUCACAGACGAGGACCCAGCUAUGGCAUCAGCUAUAAGGGAGGUGCUAAAGAACACCAUUCAUAGGCUCUGCCGAUGGCAUGUACUAAAGAAGUACAAAAAACAGUUAGGUGUGCUCUAUGAAAUGUUCAAGCAUAGAAAUUUCAAAGAGAAGCUGCACUUUGUGAUCAACCAUCCGCUGACACCAAGUGAAUUUGUGGCUGCAUGGAAAGAUCUUGUUGAAGAGUUUGAACUUCAAGGUUGUGAGGUGAUGGAAAACCUUUAUAACUUGCGUGCCGAAUGGAUUCCUGCUUACUUCAAACAGAUCUACUACGCAAGAAUGACAUCCACUCAACGGAGCGAGAGUGUGAACCAUAUGGUUAAAACAGGCUAUCUCAAAGAGCUCACUGCACUCCACAGAGUUGCAGCUGAGAUGAAUAGAUGCAUCCAGAUGAGGAAACAAAAGGAGGACUGAGAAACUAAUGCUCAAGAGUGUGAGCCCGUGUUGAGCACAAGAUAUGCGUUCGAGGAACAACUGAGCAAAUUGUACACAAGGGCGGUCUUCACCUUAUUCAAGGAAACACUGUUCGAUAGCACGGCGUUUCUUGUCAAUGAGGUUUCCAACGCCAUGGGAGCCUACGUGGUGACCCAUGGUAAGACAAUUCGAAAGAACCCGUGGUCGCAACACGCUUUCCAAGUUACUGCUGAUGUGGAGUCUGGGCUGUAUGAAUGCGAGUGCAAAACGUGGAUACACACAGUGUGAGCCCGUGUUGAGCACAAGAUAUGCGUUCGAGGAACAACUGAGCAAAUUGUACACAAGGGCGGUCUUCACCUUAUUCAAGGAAACACUGUUCGAUAGCACGGCGUUUCUUGUGAAUGAGGUUUCCAACGCCAUGGGAGCCUACGUGGUGACCCAUGGUAAGACAAUUCGAAAGAACCCGUGGUCGCAACACGCUUUCCAAGUUACUGCUGAUGUGGAGUCUGGGCUGUAUGAAUGCGAGUGCAAAACGUGGAUACACACAGGUCUUUUCUGCCCACAUAUUGUGAGGGUGCUCAGCCAUCUCCAGGUAGAAAAAAUACUGCCCAGAUAUAUAUUGAAGAGGUACACAAGAAGUGCCAAGGAAGGGGGUGUCUUUGAUGACCAUGACUAUCGGAGAUUUGGCCUUGACAGCACAAGUGAGAUUUACCGCCACACAGUGUUGAUAAAUGAGGCUACGAAAGUUGCCAAAAAGGCAUCAAAAUCAACGCAAUGCUACGACAGAGCCAUGGAGGUAUUUAAGGAGUUGGAUAUUGAGAUUGAUGGAAUUCCAUGUGAACAAUUAUUGAAUAAUGAAGAAAAUAAUAUUGGAGAGAUGGAAACAGAUCCAGUGCAAGCACCUUUGACGGCGCCACCAAUUUCAACAACAAAAGGAAGGAAGAAAGACAAAGAAAAACUAGUAUCGAAACAAACAGAGAGCAAGCAGAGGAAAGACCACAGCAGGAGGUGUAGUGUAUGUCACAAGAUUGAAGGGCACAAUGCUAGGACAUGCCCUAGUAGAAGCAAAAGACAAAAAACAACCACCCGCCAAGCAAGAGAUGAUUAUGACGAGGAAGACGAGGAAGACGAGGAAGAAUAGGUAGAAGAGUAAGUGAGGAAGAAGAGGAAGAAGAGGAAGAAGAGUAAGUGAGGCUACUGACUUGGCUGUCAUAGUACAUGGCUGCUGACUUGGACAUUUGUAAUAUGUUACUGCCAUAGUGCCCAACUGUUACUGUCAUUUAGCAUAUUGGUUACUAAAAAAUGUUAUCCUCCCAUCAGUUAGGGCAGAGCAUCACUGCUAUAUGACAUGAUUCUAGAACUGCUAUAUUUUAAAUGGUUUGUCAUGAUGCCAGUUGAAAUUACAUGUUACCUAUUUGUUUACUACCAUGAUACAUGUAUGUUACUGUAAAUUUAGUAAUCUGUUACAGCAGGAAAGUAAGAACAAUAUAAACUUGUUUUGCUGUCGUGAACUAUAGAUACACGACGUAAUGCAGAUUGCUGCAAUGUCAUUAUGUCUUCCUGUCAACUUUGGUAAUUAUAAAC